Molecule: messenger RNA, 3303 nt
Organism: Hipposideros armiger (great roundleaf bat)
Lineage: Eukaryota; Metazoa; Chordata; Mammalia; Chiroptera; Hipposideridae
Gene: GUCY2C
Product: guanylate cyclase 2C
Exons: 23
Coding region: 1-2967 (988 amino acids)
Biological process (GO): protein phosphorylation; cGMP biosynthetic process; receptor guanylyl cyclase signaling pathway
Cellular component (GO): plasma membrane
Molecular function (GO): peptide receptor activity; adenylate cyclase activity; guanylate cyclase activity
Source: RefSeq, a predicted model, not a curated record
AUGAAGACACCACUGUGGGGCUUGGCUUUGUGUUCAUUGCUCCUCCUUCCAGGACUCAUGUCCUGGGACUCCCAAGUGACUCAGAAAUGCAAGAAUGGCACCUACGAGAUCAGCGUCCUGAUGAUGAAGAACUUGGCCUUCUCAAACACAGCCCUGGACAGCUUGAAAAGCGUGGUGCAUCAGGGAGUGGAAAUAGUGCAAAACCGCCUGAUUAGCCAUGACAUAAAUGUGACUGUGAAUGCUAGCUUUAUCUAUUCGGAGAGUGAUAUUUAUGUGUCAAGUGACUGUCGGAGUAGCACCUGUGAAGGCCUUGAUCUAGUCAAGAAAAUCGCAGCUGAAAAAACAAUGGGCUGUGUCCUUAUGGGGCCCUCGUGUACAUAUGCCACCUUCCAGAUGUACCUUGACACAGGUUUGAAGUUUCCCAUGAUUUCAGCUGGAAGUUUUGGAUUGUCAUGUGACUACAAAGAAAAUUUAACCAGGUUGAUGUCUCCAGCUAGGAAGUUGAUGUACUUUUUGGUUGACUUUUGGAAAAAUGAUACAUUCCCAUUCAAACCGUUUUCCUGGGACACUGCAUAUGUUUUCAAGAAUAGUACCGAGAGUGAGGACUGUUUCUGGUACCUCAAUGCUCUGGAGGCUGGAGUUUCCUAUUUUUCUCAGGAACUUCACUUCAAGGAUAUGUUGAGAGGAGAAGUCCAGUUUCGGGAGAUCUUAAUGGACCAGAAUAGGAAAAGCAAUGUGAUUGUUAUGUGUGGGGACCCAGAGUUCCUCUACAACAUCAAGGGUGACCAGAAAGUGACUGAAGACACUGUCAUUAUUCUGGUGGAUCUAUUCAAUGAUGACUACUUCAGGGACAAUGUCACAGUCCCUGACUAUAUGGAAAAUGUCCUUGUUCUGACACUGCCUCCUGGAAAUCACACCUCAAAUUGCACUUUCUCCCAGGAUUUAUCACCGGUCGAAAAUGACUUUUCUCUUGCCUACUUGAAUGGAGUCUUGCUCUUUGGACAUGUGCUGAAGAUAUUUCUUGAAAAUGGAGAAAAUGUUACCAGCCCCAAAUUUACUCAAGCUUUUAGGAACCUCACUUUUGAAGGAUGGUCAAUUUCAUCAGAUCUUGUUCUAAAAUGUCUUUUUCUGUUCAUCCUUCUUUUUCAUGUCUGGACACAGUACCACAUUCUUUUGACCUAUGACAGGAAUGAGACUGACUGUGUGGAUAAGAACCCCACAUUCAUCUGGAAACAAAAACUUCCUAAUGAUGUUCCAGGCCAGGACCCAGGACCUCAAGUCCUGAUGAUUGCAGUCUUCACCCUUGCAGGAACCAUGGCCCUGCUGCUGCUUAUUGCUCUCCUGGUGUUGAGAAAAUAUAAAAAAGAAAAUGAACGUCAGAAAAAAUGGUCCCACAUUCCUUCUGAAAACAUCUUUCCUCUGGAGACCAAUGAGACCAACCACGUUAGCCUGAAGGAAGUUUUAAAUGACACAAUUUCCUACCCUGAUGGUACUUUCAUGGAUUGGGAGUUUAAGAUCUCUGUCUUGUAUGACAUUGCUAAGGGGAUGUCAUAUCUACACUCCAGUAAGACAGAAGUCCAUGGUCGUCUGAAAUCCACCAACUGUGUGGUAGACAAUAGAAUGGUGGUGAAGAUCACUGAUUUUGGCUGCAAUUCCAUUUUACCUCCAAAAAAAGACCUGUGGACAGCCCCGGAGCACCUCCGCCAAGCCAGCAUCUCUCAGAAAGGAGAUGUGUACAGCUACGGGAUCAUUGCACAGGAGAUCAUCCUGCGGAGAGAAACCUUCUACACGCUGAGCUGCCGGGACCAGAACGAGAAGAUUUUCAGAGUAGAGAAUUCCAACGGAAUGAAACCCUUCCGCCCAGAUCUGUUCCUGGAAACAGCAGAGGAAAAAGAGCUGGAAGUGUAUCUACUUGUGAAAAACUGCUGGGAGGAAGAUCCAGAAAAGAGACCAGAUUUCAAGAAAAUUGAGAUUACGCUAGCCAAGAUAUUUGGACUUUUUCAUGACCAGAAAAGUGAAAGUUAUAUGGAUACCUUGAUCCGGCGUCUACAGCUGUAUUCCCGAAACCUGGAACAUCUGGUGGAGGAAAGGACGCAGCUGUACAAGGCAGAGAGGGACAGAGCUGACAGGCUGAACUUUAUGUUGCUGCCAAGGCUAGUAGUGAAGUCUCUGAAGGAGAAAGGCGUUGUGGAGCCUGAACUAUAUGAGGAAGUUACAAUCUACUUCAGUGACAUUGUAGGUUUCACCACUAUCUGCAAAUACAGCACCCCCAUGGAAGUGGUGGACAUGCUCAAUGACAUCUAUAAGAGUUUUGACCACAUUCUUGAUCAUCAUGAUGUGUACAAGGUGGAAACCAUUGGUGACGCCUACAUGGUAGCUAGUGGUUUACCUAAGAGAAAUGGCAAUCGGCAUGCAAUAGACAUUGCCAAGAUGGCCUUGGAUAUCCUCAGCUUCAUGGGGACCUUCGAGCUGGAACAUCUUCCUGGCCUACCAAUAUGGAUUCGCAUUGGAGUUCACUCUGGUCCCUGUGCUGCUGGAGUUGUGGGGAUCAAGAUGCCUCGGUAUUGCCUAUUUGGAGAUACUGUCAACACAGCCUCUAGGAUGGAAUCCACUGGCCUCCCCUUGAGAAUUCAUGUGAGCGGCUCCACGAUAGCAAUCCUGAAGAGAACUGAGUGCCAGUUCCUGUAUGAAGUGAGAGGAGAAACAUACUUAAAGGGAAGAGGAACUGAGACCACCUACUGGCUGACCGGGGUGAAGGACCAGGAGUACAACCUGCCAACUCCUCCUACUGUGGAGAAUCAACAGCGUUUGCAAGCUGAAUUUUCAGAUAUGAUUGCCAACUCUUUACAGAAAAGACAGGCUGCAGGGAUAAGAAACCGAAAACCCACACGGGUAGCCAGCUACAAAAAAGGCUCUCUGGAAUACAUGCAACUGAACACAACUGACAGUAAGAACACCCAUUUUUAAAAACCUAAAUGAGGUCAGAGGACUCAGGCAAAUAAAGUACAGCUGCACUUAGGCAGCAGUCUCAAGGUUCCUGAACACCUCCAUUUCCCUAAGAGCUCAGUGGAAUAGAAGAAAACUCAGAUGUAUUCUACAGAGUCUUGGCUGCCCUGUCUUGAACAUGUUUGGAGAAUAUUCUGGAACAUUCUGGAAAAGUAAAUUACCUUCUACUCUGGAACAUGAUCUCAAUAGUUGCUCCAGGGAACUUUAAGCUGGGUAAGAAGAAGAAUGAAUGUACUAUCUCGAAGUUGAGAGGAGUUUUUGUUCUUAUUUCAUUUAUUUUGUUUUUGAUUUGUUUUG